GCAACUGAACGAUAUUUGCUUUGGUUGGUAGAGAUUGAAGUUUUCAGAUUUCUGUUAUAAAUCUUGAACGAAAUUGUAUUUUGAUUCGAGCCCGUGUGUAAUUUUGUGUGAAAUUGACGAGAUUGGUGUCAAAAUUGGAUCUUGAUGUGCGGUCUCGUGGAUUAUGAAGAACUUUAGGGAUUCUGAAACAAGGAGUGAUCUAGGUAUUCAAGUCUGAACUAUUUGUAAAUUUGGCGAAGAUUUCAAGUUUCAGGCUGGCUUUGGUAGUUUACAGCUCCUUUGAGUUCUUGGGUGUGUUCCAAAAGAAAUGGAUAGACUGUUGAUUGCUUGAUAUGCAAAUUCUCACACUCUUGUUGUUUUAAAUAAUUGAGGCAUUAGGAUUUGUAGGCUUUUCAAUGGUAAUUAGAAAGAUUUAUAAUUCAAUUCAUGGAGGGCGAAAUCCCUGGCUCAUAUGUACAGAGAACUCCACAAGUUCAUGUCGUUUCUGGAAAUUCUUCUUCUGAAAGGAAUCUACAUAACGUUUCAAUUCGAACUGGUGAGGAGUUCUCUAUGGAAUUCCUUCAAGACCGAGUAACACCUAAAGAAGCACAAAUCAGACCUGGAUUCGAUCCUGGUUAUAUGAAUAGAGUCGGGUACAAUGGUUAUCCUAAUUUUCAAGCAAGCUGUGAGGAUGUUACAAGUGUUAAUAAUCUACGAAGAUUGGAUUCUGACUGCAGUUCUGAUGUUUCCAAUGUUUCGAGCUCUUCUUUUGCCAAAGGACUUAAAAGAAGCAACAGCAAGGAAUGCCUUCAUAGUAUGGGCAGAAAUCCCUCAACAAAUGGGGAUAAAUUGACUGAAAAUUCAGCAGAAGAGUCUUGUGGAUCUUGUUAUCAGCAUCAUACUCAUGGGUGUGGAAUCUCAGAUAGUUCUAAUUCCAGCAAGCUUAAGUUCAUAUGUAGCUUUGGCGGAAAAAUCCUGCCAAGACCAGGUGAUGGGAAACUGAGAUAUGUUGGAGGCGAGAAAAGGAUUAUCUCCAUCUCGACUAGGCUUUCAUUAAGAGAACUCAUGCAGAAAACACUGAGUAUUUGUAAUCAACCUCACACAAUCAAGUAUCAACUUCCGGGAGAAGAUCUUGAUGCUUUAAUAUCCGUGUCUUCAGAUGAGGAUCUACAGCAUAUGAUAGAAGAGUAUUAUGGGCUUCAAAAGGCAGAUGGAUCUCAAAGGAUUCGAAUAUUCCUUGUCUCUCUAAAUGAUUCAGAGGGAAGCUCUCUAGAUCCGAUUAUUCUACAAAAUAACUCAGAAUAUCAAUUCGUUGUUGCUGUAAAUAAUGUUCCAGAUACAAAUACGAGAAAUGGAUACCAGUUAGAUGGUUCUUCAAGUUAUCGCAGAGAUUGUUCUUUUCCUCAGGGUGAUAUGAUAGAGGGAUUUGGUGCUCAAAAUCAAACCGAUAUGCUCGCAUAUAAUACUGGCUCUCAGUUCCCUUUUAAUGCAAAUCUAGGACAGAAAAAAGAGAGCAAACAUUCUCGAAAGCAAUCGUUUGAAGAUCAUAUGGUACAAAAUUAUCAUCAGGUGAGGGACUUGCCUUCACUUAAUCAAAUCGAAAGGGAAUUGGGUGGAAAUUUCUCUUAUGAGAAGCCAAUUAUUCAGGACAGAGGUUUCCAUUCCGAGAUGAUACGAAGGCAGCAGGAAGAUUCAUUAAGUUGGGUCUCUGGAUCGAAUGAUUCAUUUCAUCCUCAUCAAGGUAUUCCUCAUGCUUAUUCUGAUUCUUUGCUUCAAGAACAGGGAAAGGAUGCCUCAAUGGAGACAAGCACAUCCCAUUUAGACUUCACAACAUCACGAAAUAUAGAUUUCAGUAACCCACCAACCCUUCCCAAUGAAAUACAAGGUAUUGAAACUAAAGUAUCUCAGGUCAGUCCACAAGUCUCAGAAUUUUCUCAUCGUCCAGAAUCUCAUAGAAGAAGUGGUGAUGUGAACUCUUCGAUGGGUGUGAAGGAAUCCAUUCUGGCUCAGGAUAAGAACCUUUAUGCCAAUAAGACUAAUUUUGUUCCUGAUACUGCCGAUAAAUAUAUAUAUAUGAACCAUCAGCCUGCUGAUACUCGUGGUGGUCAUUUAUCUUCACUGGAGCUUGAAGCACUAGAAAGCUCUGUCUCUGCAUCUCCAUUCACUGCUCCCAAUUCUAGCUCAACGACUUCGAAAGAGUACCCUUUUGGAUGCCAAUUGGAUCAAAGCACGUCACAAAUUCAUAAUGAAGGGAAUAUAGAUUUGAUGGCUUUCCCCCCAAGUAAGGGAGUUGAUCAGAACAGGGCUAAGAAUUUUUAUGUAGUUGAAAAUUCAAUUGAUCUAACAUAUACCCCAUCUAGUGAUCCUAUUUCUUUCACUCCUGGAAUUAUGUCUCGGAACUUGAAAAAUGGAAAAGAACAAGGAAUCUCAAGUUCUAUGAACUCGGAUCCAUUUUGCAUAAUCUAUGACCCUCCUUCAUUCGCAAUGUUCCAAAAUCCAGAAAAGGUUGAAGGUUCGAGGGGAGAAAUUUCUCUCCUUGAUCAGGAUAUAUAUACUUACACUAAUUCAAACAUUGGGGACCCACGCCAUGAGAACUCUGAGUAUGUAAGCAAUACACAUGAUCGAAUUCCAAUUGAGGCAGAGAUGAUAGUAGAAGAUGUAACGGAUAAUGUUCCUCCUGAAAUCCCUGCUUCUGAGCUUAUUAUUCCUCAUGUAAUUGAUGACCCAGAUGAGGAUGAUGACCAAAAGCUCGACUCGGUUUGCGAGGAUGGUGAUGAAGGAGAUACAGAUGAUUCUAUAACAGAUCCUGUAACUGCAGAAAUAGAAGCUGGACUCUACGGCUUGCAGAUCAUUAAGAAUGCAGACCUUGAAGAGUUACGGGAAUUAGGUGCUGGCACGUUUGGAACUGUUUAUUAUGGAAAGUGGCGGGGAACGGACGUUGCAAUUAAGCGUAUCAAGAAAAGUUGCUUUGCAGGAAGGACGUCUGAGCAAGAGAGAUUGACGAAAGAUUUUUGGAGGGAGGCACAGAUCCUCUCAAAACUUCACCAUCCAAAUGUGGUUGCCUUCUAUGGUGUUGUUCCUGAUGGCACAGGAGGAACACUGGCAACUGUAACAGAAUUCAUGGUGAAUGGAUCACUGAGGCAUGUCCUACUCAAAAAGGAACGGAUUCUUGAUCGUCGUAAAAGGCUUAUAAUUGCCAUGGAUGCAGCCUUUGGAAUGGAGUACUUGCAUUCAAAGAAUAUUGUUCAUUUCGAUCUGAAAUGCGACAACUUAUUAGUAAAUUUGAGAGACUCACAUAGACCAAUAUGCAAGGUUGGAGACUUUGGGUUGUCAAGAAUUAAACGCAAUACCUUGGUUUCUGGUGGUGUACGAGGAACUCUUCCUUGGAUGGCACCAGAACUACUGAAUGGUAGUAGUAAUCGGGUUUCUGAGAAGGUUGAUGUCUUCUCUUUUGGAAUUGCAAUGUGGGAAAUCCUAACUGGUGAAGAACCUUAUGCAAAUAUGCACUGUGGUGCAAUUAUAGGAGGAAUCUUGAACAACACUCUUCGUCCUAAGAUCCCUGAUAGUUGUGACCCAGAUUAUAAGAAGCUAAUGGAGCAGUGUUGGUCACCUGAGCCUUCAGCUCGCCCUUCCUUCACUGAAAUUACUAGCAGACUUCGUGCUAUUUCGGCAACACUCCAGUCAAAGGGAACUACAAACAGAUAAAAGCAACAUCGAGUGUGUUUGAGAGUAGUAGCUUUAAAGAGUUUUGCAUUCUUCUCCUCUUGUCCUCUGGUAUAAAUAUAUAUUUGUUCUCUAUUCUUUUGUUCCCAGAUGUUGAGGAUUUUCUCCGGCAUGUACAUUAAUGUGUCCUACCAAUUCAGACUGGCACGGUUGAUAUGUAAACAUUUCCGCUUUUGUGCAGAGUACUUUCAUAUCAUCAUUGAGAAGAAGAUAGUAAAUCUA
Molecule: messenger RNA, 3924 nt
Organism: Asparagus officinalis (garden asparagus)
Lineage: Eukaryota; Viridiplantae; Streptophyta; Magnoliopsida; Asparagales; Asparagaceae
Product: probable serine/threonine-protein kinase roco5
Exons: 9
Coding region: 427-3684 (1085 amino acids)
Biological process (GO): protein phosphorylation; signal transduction
Cellular component (GO): cytoplasm
Molecular function (GO): protein kinase activity; ATP binding; protein binding
Source: RefSeq, a predicted model, not a curated record